AUGUUGGAUCGAGUCCAGCAUGACCCUGCAAGGAGACAGAGUGGUGGAAACUUUCCAAGGAGUCAGAUCUCAGUGCUGCAGAACAGGAUAGAGCAACUGGAGCAGCUACUUGAGGAAAACCAUCAAAUAAUAAGUCACAUAAAAGAUUCUGUGAUGGAGCUCACAGACACAGGUGCCGUGUCUCCCAGCGGCCACCUGCCUUUCAGGAGCGCCAAUGGUUCUUGGAUUCUACCCUUUGACGGUCGACCCACAUUUCUAGCCAUCAAGCCCCAGGACUGCCAGUUUGCCGGCCUCCGGCGGAGCCAUCCUGACGUGCAGAUGCUAGAUGUGUACUCGCUUUUAAAGUUUGACAACCCUGAUGGUGGAGUGUGGAAACAAGGCUUUGACAUCACAUAUGAAGCUGACGAAUGGGACAAUGAGCCUCUGCAGGUGUUUGUCAUCCCUCACUCCCACAACGACCCCGGUUGGAUAAAAACUUUUGACAAAUACUUUGCUGACCAAACCCAGCACAUAUUGAACAACAUGGUGGUGAAGCUGUCGGAGGAUCCCAGAAGGAAGUUUAUCUGGUCUGAAAUUUCCUUUUUUUCGAAGUGGUGGGAAACUGCGGAUGCACAAAAGCAGGAAGCCACACGCAAGCUGAUCCUCGCGGGACAACUUGAGAUCGUGACAGGAGGCUGGGUGAUGACAGAUGAAGCCAAUGCUCAUUAUUUUGCAAUGAUUGACCAGCUCAUUGAAGGGCAUCAGUGGCUGGAAAGAAAUCUAGGCAUUACUCCACGUAGCGGGUGGGCAGUAGACCCUUUCGGACACAGUGCAACCAUGCCCUACCUGUUAAAGAAGGCAAACCUGACCAGCAUGCUAAUCCAGAGGGUGCACUAUUCCAUCAAAAAGCACUUUGCCUCCACACGCAGCCUGGAGUUUAUGUGGAGGCAGGCGUGGGACACUGGAUCCAACACCGACAUGUUCUGCCACAUGAUGCCGUUCUACAGCUACGACGUGCCUCACACCUGCGGCCCAGACCCAAAGAUCUGCUGCCAGUUCGACUUCAAGCGAUUGCCCGGCGGCCGCAUCAACUGCCCCUGGAAAGUGCCUCCCAAGGCCAUUGUGGAGGCCAACGUAGCAGAAAGGGCGCAGCUGCUUCUGGACCAGUACAGGAAAAAGUCCAAGCUCUAUCGCAGCAAGGUGCUUCUCGUUCCUCUGGGAGACGAUUUCCGCUACGACAAGGCCCUGGAGUGGGACCAGCAGUAUACCAACUACCAGAAACUCUUCGACUACAUGAAUUCACACCCAGAGAUGCACGUACAGGCUCAGUUUGGAACUCUCUCGGACUACUUCAGUGCCGUAUACAAAAGUAAUGGGGUACCUGAAGGAACAAAGCCGACAGACUUUCCUAUUCUAAGUGGAGAUUUCUUUGCCUACGCUGACCGGGAAGACCACUAUUGGACCGGAUAUUUCACUUCCAGACCGUUUUACAAAAGUUUAGACCGCGUAAUAGAGUCACACCUCAGGGGAGCAGAGAUUCUUUACAGUUUAGCCGUGUCUAAUGCUCGCCAUGCUGGUAUGGAGGGACGUUACCCCGUGUCAGACUACGCCCUCCUGGUCGAUGCCAGACGUUCGGUGGGGCUCUUCCAGCACCACGAUGCCAUCACUGGGACCGCAAAGGAAAACGUUGUUGUUGACUAUGGCACUAGAUUACUGCGCGCGCUCAACGGUUUGAAGAGGGUAAUCAUCAAUGCCGCUCAUUUCCUGGUGUUGAAGAACAAGGACUUUUAUCGCUUCUACCAGACCGAGCCCUUCCUAGAGACGGACGACAGGCGCGCGACCCAGGACUCUCUGCCUCAGCGCACUCUGAUCGAACUAGACCCAGCUGGACCGAGGUACGUGGUUCUGUUCAACCCGGUGGAGCAGGAGCGUCUGUGUGCGGUGACGGUGCUGGUGAAUACGGUGAAGGUGCGAGUUCUCACUGAAGACGGCCAGACUGUCCCAGUGCAGCUCAGUGCUCAGUGGAGUUCUACAAGUCAAAUGAGCGCGGAAGUGUUUGAGGCCACGUUCAUGGCACGUCUUCCUCCACUGGGCCUGGCAGUGUUCCAUCUGUACGAGUCUGCGGACUCUCCCAUGACGCUGCGCUCGGACACCCUGCUUAGACUGCCCGGCCGUUCGGUGACUGCGCGCGCCUCAGACCCCCUCCCGGUCCGAUCCCUCCAGGCCGACGCACAAACCUUCUACAUCAGCAGCCAGUCGCUCAUUCUGGGAUUCUCAGGAAGCACUGGACUCCUGGAGAGCAUCAGGCGACGAGAAGACCUUCAGGAAGUCAAAGUUCAGAUGGAGUUUGUGACGUACGGGACACGCCCUUCCAAGGACAAAAGUGGAGCUUACUUGUUUUUACCAGAUGGAAAGGCAAAGCCUUACAGCCAGAAAGAAACUCCUGUGGUUCGUGUGGUGGAGGGCCCUCUUUUCUCUGAGGUAGUAGCCCAUUAUCAGCACUUCCAGCAGACCAUACGGAUCCACAAUGUGCCUGGUGUUGAAGGCUUAUCCAUCGACAUGUCGACCACAGUGGACAUCAGGGAUCAGACCAAUAAGGAGCUGGCCAUGCGCCUGGUUACAGAUGUCCAGAGUGGGGAUGUCUUCUACACCGACUUGAAUGGCUUCCAGAUUCAACCUCGGCUUCACCACCUUAAGCUUCCCCUUCAAGCCAACUUCUACCCCAUGCCGAGUCAGGCCUUCAUCCAAGACAGCCAGUACCGCCUCACCCUGCACACCGCUCAGUCUCUGGGAGUCACCAGCCUGGAGAGUGGCCAGCUCGAGGUUAUUUUGGACCGCCGGCUGAUGCAAGAUGAUAACCGCGGGCUCGGCCAGGGUUUGAAGGACAACAAGAAGACCGUGAACCGCUUCCGACUGCUGCUGGAGCACAGAGGGAUGGGCAACAAGAUGAUGGACACCGGGGUUACCAGCUUUCCUUCUAUACUAAGUCACAUGACCAGCGCCAUCUUGAAUCACGAAGUCCUGGCGUUUCCCGUCCUCCCCAAACGCAGAGGCAUUCCUCCUUUACAAACCUUUGCUCCUCUCAAGUCGGCUCUCCCCUGUGACAUGCACUUGGUGAACCUGCGCAGCAUCCAGAACCAAGAGGAUCCCCAGAGCCCAUCACCGUACACGGCCUUCCUCAUUCACCGCCUCGGCCUGGACUGUGCUGUGGAGGCUCAGAACAUGGCCUUCAACUGCACCACUACAGGGGGACAGCUUAACAUCUCUGGACUCUUCAAGAACCUGGACGUGCAGCUGCUGCAGCCCAUGUCCCUCACGCUCAUGCACUCGGGCACUGCUCUGGCGAAUGACUCCUCCGUCACUCUGGAUCCCAUGGAGAUCUCAGCCUUCAAGCUCAAGCUGCGCUAA
Molecule: messenger RNA, 3387 nt
Organism: Knipowitschia caucasica
Lineage: Eukaryota; Metazoa; Chordata; Actinopteri; Gobiiformes; Gobiidae
Source: the annotation of a GenBank genome assembly